UCAUUGUGAGCUAUGUAGCAUCCGUGACAUGGCUGCAACAUUUAUUUGAAGGAAGUAUUACCACACUUGCUUUUUGUCAGGGAUGCCGUUUAACUUGCGGAGGCAUGUCCAAUUGGAUAUUAUGAACGGACAAUUAGGCUAGCUCAUCGGACCAGCUCGUCGGGAGAACCGACCAUGCCGGGCUCACCGUUUGGUGCCUUGCUCGAGAUUUUGGAGGAGCUGCUGUUGACGCACGAUGCUCAACAAUAUUUCAGUGGCCAGAACGGUGCAGCGGCUCCGGCGGCCCAGCACUUGCACCUGGGCGUCAUAAGGUUGCGGCUGCUGGCGUCGGGCGGCGGCGCUCAGGAUCAGCCUCACGCAGGGGCUGGACCUGCGCCAGCAGAGCCCUACAGCUCGACUGCGGAGGCCCAGGAAGACGUGGAGCGGGUGUGGGAGGGCGCAGCGGCCGCCUACCCGGAGGGCCACCCGGGGCGGGCUGCAGCUGGGCGGCUGGCGGAGCAGUUCCGCCGGCUUACCGGCGGCGCGGCAGCAGCAGCAGCAGCAGCAACCACCUCGGCAACGGCGGAACAGGAGCAGAGGCUGCUGGGCCAUAUGUCCGACGCACAACCGGGGCCGCAGGCGCACGGGUGCGGCGAUGGGGCGUGCCAGGCCCAGGCGGCAGCUGGCUCUGGGGACGAGGCCGUGGACGGCCGCGCCGGCAGUUCGGGACCCGGGUUGUGCGCAGGGCUGCCCAACGGCUACGCGCAAGAAGUCUUGGCGGAAGCAGGGCCAACGACAGCAGCGGUCGCGGUGUCAGCAGCGGCGGUAGCUGCGGACGCCGCCGAGGGCAGGCCUUCCGAGCAGGAUGCUGGGGCAGACGCGGGGGACAUCGCUCAAGCUGCCGGAUGUCCAGGGGCGGUGACGGACGCGGCUGGCGCGACCUGUGACUCCGCCGCAUUAGCACCGGCGGCAGCAGGGACGGCUGCGGCGAGCACGUCGUUACAAGAAGCCACGGUCCAUGCGCGGAUGAGCCAGGACGCAGCCGCCGAGGCGGGCUGCACGGGCGGCGGGGCGGCAAGCGACCCGGCGGUUGCCGCGGACAGCCCGGACCCUGGUGCGCCUGCCUGUUCGCCGCCGUGUGGGGACGGAGGCGCCGAGGCAGCUACGCCACGCACAGCCCCGGCCCAAGACCCGGCUGAGGCACGGGCUGAGUCCGAGCCCCAGGCCGAGGCUAUGGAGCCUGCAGGCCCGGCUGUUGAUUCAGCAGUGGGGAGCGAUGCGCAAGGCGAGGCGUGGGCGGCGGGGCAGGAGGUCGAGCAAGCGGCGGGGCAGGAGGCAGACAUGCAGUCGCCGUCACUACCGCCCCCAGCAGGUCCACCCCCUGAGCCGCCCCGACCACCAGACCCGCUGGAAACCCUUGCUGCCGAGGGAGCGGCGGAGGGCGUAGCGGCACGAGCCGCAGAGGGGGCCGUGAAGCAGGAGGAGCGUGGAAGCCAAGUGGGAGUGAAGCAAGAGGAGCUCCCACCAGAGGCCGGGGCAUGGGAGCCGCCGGCUGCCGCCUUGCCGCCCGGGGCCGCAGAUGCUGCAUCCACGGCAGCGCCGGUCGCGGCAUCCGACACGGCAGCAUGUGGGUCGGCUGCGGCGGCUGCGGCGUCAGGCGUGGCGGGGGUGGCGGCUGAGGAGGAGGAGGACUGCGGCGGCGCGGCGGGCGGCAGCGGCAGCGGCAUGGACGACCCGUUUUUCAUGGGCAUGGGCAUGGGUCUGGGCAUGGGUCUGGGCGGGCGUGACGGCGGGCUGGGCGACGACGACGAGCCCAUGGAGCUCAUGCCGCCCUACAGCGACGGCGACGGCGAGGGCGACCCGCCGCUCCUGAAGACGGAGCCCGACUCGGAGCCGGAGCGGCGGCAGCUGCAGGGCCAGGCGCUGAAGCAGGAGGAGGUGAAGCGGGAGGAGGUCGGGCAGCAGGCGCUAGGGCAGGGGCCGUCGGACUGGCAGGCGGCCGGCUCCGGUGCCGCGUCAGUGAAGGCGGAGCAGCCAUGUGCGCCGCCGGCAGCCCAGCAGCUGCCCUGCUACUCGCAACAAGGACAGCCGCAGCAACAGCAGGGGCAGGGGCAGGGGCCGGACUCGCAGCAGCCGCAGACGCAGCAGCAGAUGUGGGAGGCGGAGCAGGCGGUGAUGGCGGCGGAGGCGGCGGAGCAGGCGGUCAUCGCGGUGCGGCAGGCGGCGGCGCACGAGGCGGCGCUGGCGGCGCAGCUCAGCCACCACCACGCCGCCGCGCCGGCAGCGGCCAUGAGCUUCGUGCCGGAUCACAACUCCUCCACGCCCCUGGCAGCCGUGGCCUCUACGCCCUCGCACACCAACCACACGCACGGCUCGACGGGCACCGGCACCGGCACAGGCGGCUUGCAGGGGCAGGACUCGGCCACCGACACGGGCGCCACUGCGGCCGCGGCUGCGCAGGGAGGUGAGUCACGGCCAGAGCGGGCACCAAGCGGCGAGGCUGAUGGUACUGGUGCGUCGGCACCGCCCCACCAACAACCGCACAUCCAACUCCAGAACAACAACCACCAGCAGCAGCAGCAACAGCAGCUGGUGGGCCUAGCUGGUUACCCCCCGCACUUGCAACACCACCACCACCACCAUCAGCAGCAACAACAGCAACAGCAGCAGCAAGGCGUGCCUCAGGAUAUGGUGCCUGUGAGUUCGGGAGCUAUGAUGAUGGCGGUGGGACCCAAACCCGGCCCAGGGCAGGCAGGGGCCUCGCUCCCGCCCGGCAUGAUUCCAGCCCCGGGCGGGACCCCACAGCUACCGGAUGUGGCCCACACAGACACUGGCGGUGCAGGCACAGGUGCGGGCGCUCCCGCAGACCGGGCGCGCAUCAUCCACCCCACGGGCGGCCCCAAGCUCAAGCUCUCGCCGCAGCCGCAGCCGCACCCGCAUGCUGCGCAGCCGCCGCACCUGCAGCCGCAGCUCCCGGGCAUGGUGCCGAUGGGGCCCGGUGGCAUGGGCGGCAAGGUGGGGCUGAUGGGGCACAUGGCCCCGGGGUCGCACGGCGGCGCCCCGCCACAUGGCCACGGGGGCAUGUACCCGCUGGCGGGGGGCGCGCAGUCGGGGCCGGGGGCGGCGGGAGCCGGCACGGACCUGGCCGGGGCCCCGGGCGCCGCGGGGGCGGCGGGGACGGGUGCUGGCGGCGGCGGCGUGGCGGCAGUGCCGGGCUUCAUCAUGCAGCCAGGCAUGGUGCCGAAUGGACUCAUGACACACGCCACUGCUGCUGCUGGGCCGCACGGACACAUGGGCGGGCCGCAGCAGCAGGCGCUGCGGCCGCCGCCGCCGACAGGUGCCGGAAUGCCGCCUCAGCCGCACCAGCCUCAGCCGCCGGGGUCGGGGCCCGCAGCUGGGGCGCCGCACUCGGGCACGCCGCCCGCAAAGCGCGCCAGGGUGGCCCCGGCGGCUCUCAAGGGGGAGCUUGGCGGCGGCACCGACCGCGCGCCUGCUGGCCGCGCCCCCGCCCCCGCGCCACACCCGGGCGGUGGCUUGGGCCUGGGCCCCGGCUCCCCGCCCGGCGGGCGCUGUGACGUGUGCCGGCGCCUGAAGAAGGGGCGGUGCGGCACUAGCACCAGCAGCCUCAAGUGCGAGUACCGCCGCUUCAACAACCUGCCCUACGCCGACCCCGUCACAGGCGAGCGGGUGGUCCCGCCCGGCUACCUGGCGUCGGAGUCGUCGGACGAGGACACAGGCACACCCGCGGCGGCGGCUGUGGCGGCGGCGGCGGCGGCCCAGCAGGAGCAGCAGCAGGUGCAAGGGCAGCAGAUGCACAUGCACAUGCACAUGCAGCAGCAGAUGCAGCAGGGGCAGCCGUUCCCUGGCAUGGGGGGCCUGGGGGGCAUGGCAAUGGGCUCUAGCACGCUUCUAGCGCCCGGCGGGAUGGGGCUGGGUGCGGCCGGAGGCGGCGGCGCGUCGGGCAUGAUGGUGAUGGGUCCCGGCGGCGCCGCCGGCCUGCAGCUGUCUGGCAGCGUGGGCAGUGCCGGGGUGGGUGGCCUGAUGGGGGCAGGCGGCAGCGGGGUCCCGCAGGGCGACGUUGCGGCGGCUGGCGGGGCCGGAGGGCCGGGGCUGCUCGACCCAGGGUUAGCCAUGGGCGGAGCUGGGGGUGGCUCCGGCCUGGUGCCCGUGGGCUCAGUGGGGUUCAGUGCGGGCUCGGGGCCGUCCGGUGCAGCAGGUGCCGCCGGGGCGGGCGGGGCAGCAGCAACAGCGGCUGCCGCAGCGGGAGGCGGCGGCAAGCCCACAGGCGUGCGCAGCAGCGGCCGGCCUGUGAUCAAGCCCGGGGCGCGCGCAGCGGCGCGGGAGGCGGCGCAGGCUGCGGCGCAGGCGGCCAACGGCGGUGUGGCUAAGGAGCGCAAGACCACAAAGGCGUCGGGCGGCGGCGCCAAAGCCUCGGCAGGCGGCGGCGGCGGCACCAAGUCCAAGCAGGCUCAGGGCCACAGGAACGGCGCGGCCGCGGCUGCAGGCAACAGCUCGGGAUCCGGAUCCGGCCGGGCGGCGCAAAUGGCAAGCCUGGAUUCGGAGGCCGACCUGAUGCUGGAUCCAGACGAGGAGCUGGCGCUGGCGGCCGCCGCCAUCUUCGACACGGACGACGGACCUGGCGACGACCUUGCCCUACUGGCGGAUGAGGAGGCCGCAGGAGGCGGAGGGGGCGUGGGCCGGGGCCACCACGUGCCUCGGCCCAGUGCCGGCAGCCUGCUGCUUGACGACGACCUCAUGUUUGGCGGCCUGGGGCUGGGGCUGCUGGAUGGGCCGCUGGGGCUGGGGCCGGGAGACCUGCCCGGCACUGGCGCGGGCACCGGGGCCGGGGCCAUGGCGCCGCCGCCGCAGAUGCAGCAGCAGCAGCCCGGAGGCGGUCUGAUGGCGCAGGACGGGUUGCAGGGGCAGGGUGUGCAAGGGGCGGUGGCGGGCAAGGGCCGGCCCUCCAACGGCCGGCGGCGCAGCAGCGGCACCACAGACACGGAGGGCGGCAGCGCCAGCGGCCGGGCGGGCAGCAGCACAGGCGGAGGCGGCGGCAGCAGCGCCGGCGGCAGUCGGCCACAAAAGACGGUGGCGCAGGCGCAGCAGCAGCUGCAGGCGGCUCAGGCGGCUCUGUCGGCAGCGCAGGCCCGACUGGCCGAGCUGGACCGCUCCUGGCGCAGUGCGGAGCAGCAACACGCCGAGCGCAAGAAGCAGGCGGCGGAGGCGCGGGCCUCCAAGCAGCAGGAGCUGGAGCGGCUGGGCGGCCAGGUGGCGGCGCGCACCGCGGCCAUGGAGGCGGCGCGGCUGGCGGCGGCGCAGGCGGCCGAGGCGCGCCAGCAGAUGGAGCGGCUGCGGCAGCAGCUGGCGGCGUUGGGGCCGGCGCCGGCAGCAGCAGCCGGCGGCCCGCACCACCACCCCCAUCAACAGCAACAGCAGCAGGCCGGCGAUGGUGGCGGUGCUGCUGCAGCGGCUGGGGCUGCAGCUGCUACAGCCACGGCACCAGGCAGUAGCAUCGCCGGCCCUGCAGGCACGGCUACGGAGGCUAGCUCGGUGGCUGCUGCAGCCAGUGGCGCGGGCGGGGAGGCUGCCGGUGGCGGCACCGGCAGUGGCAACGGAGGGACUGCUGGAGCGGACGGGGCGGUGGGCGGACACGGGCAUGCAGCGGGCGGCGCGGCGGGUGUGGCUGUCCACCAGCAGCCGCACCAGCAGCCGCACCAGCAGCCGCACCAGCAGCCGCACCUGCAGCAGUCGCCGCCGCUGCAGCAGUCAUCUGCACACGGUUCGUCCACACACACGCCCGCAGGCAGCGGCUCUGACGCAGCGCAGGCGCACCCGGGCGCGCAGCAGCCGCAGGCACAGGCGCAGCAGCAGCAGCAGCAGCCGCAGGCGCAGCAGCAGCAACACCCCCACGCCACCUCCGGCCCCGGCGCUGUCGAGGCGGCUGCCAUGCAUGCGGCACAGGUCGCGGCCGCGGGCACGUUGCAGCACGCGCAUCACCUAAUGCAGCUGCAGCAGCUGCAGCAACAACAGCAGCAGCAGCAACACGCGAUGCAGCAACACGCCAUACAGCAUCAGCAGCAACAGCAGGCCUUCCUGCAGCAGCAACAGCAGCAGGCGCAGCAGCAGCAGCAGCACCAACAGCAGCAGCCGCACCUGCAGGCGCAGCAGCAGGCGCAGGCACAGGCGCAGGCACAGCAGCAAGCCCACAUGCUUCAAUACCAGCAAGCCCUGGCCGCAGCCGCCGCUCAUCAACAGCAACAGCAGCAACAGCAGCAGCAGCAGCAGCAGGCGGCACAGCAGCAACAAGCACCCGCGGCGCAGCAAGCGCAAGCACAGGCACAAGCGCAGAUGCUGCACUUGCAGCAGCAGCAGCAAGCGCAACAGCAGCAGCAAGCACAACAGCAGGUGCAGGCGCAGGCGCAGCAGCAAGCCCAGGCUCAAGCCCAGGCUCAGGCUCAGGCCCAGUUCUACGCCGCCAAGCAUCAGCAGAUGAUGCUGCAGCUACAGCUCAUGCAACAGCAGCAGCAACAGCAGCAGCAGCAGGUGGCGGCUGCGGCCGCAUUCAUGCGGCCGGGCGCUGUGGCGAUGGCGCCCGGCGGGCUGGGUCUGGGUCUGGCGCCCGGGGCUCUGACGGCCAUGCAGCAGGCGCAGAUGGUGGCGGCGGCCGCAGCAGCCGCAGGCGGCCCCGGUGCAGCCAGCCUGCUCAUGCAGCAACAACAGCAGCAGCAACACCAGCAGCAAGCUGCUGCUGCGGCGGCGGCGGCAGCUGGGGCGUCUCACCACUUGAUGGGCGGCGGCAUGGUGGUGGGGCCAGGCGGUGUGCUGCAGCCGGCAGCUGCGGUGGCCGGAAUGGGCGGCGUGGGUGUGGGUGGUGGCGUGCCGGGGGACUCGCAGCACCAGCAUAUGCAGGCAGUGGCGCCGGGCAGCGCUGGUGUGUGAGGCGCCUGUGGCGGGGCAUUCGCCUUGGGGCGUGCGGCAUGAGGCAACCGGCGGCCCGUGUGCAUGGCUGCAUGGCGGGCGGGUGUGCACUGCGCUCCGGAGCACGUGAGCCUCGCCAGAAGCCGCGUGGCUGUGAUCGCGGGAGCUCGUACAGUUUUGUCGCUGCGGCGCAGACCGGCCGCGGGGGCCGCACGCUUGACGUGACGUGACGUGGGCGCCCAUGAGCUCACAGACCACGCGUGCGCGCGGCCCUGAUGAGCUGCGGGCUGGGCAUUGCGCGGCGCAUGACGUGUUGUGAUGACGUGUUGUGAUGGCGGGCUGACCGCCGUCCCGUGCCGCUCAUGGGCAGUUGUAGGCUGCGGCAGGACACCGUGGCUGCGUUACGCUUGGACGGAUUACUGAGUAGCUGACUGAAUGGAGAAGACAAUCCUAUUAAGGUUUGAGACGGAUGUGGGACGGACGGACAGGUUGCUUUGCAUUGUGUCACGGGCUCGCUUUCGGUUUUUGUCGAGGUGCUGACGCUGUUUGUCGUUGGGUGGAUGCAUGGGGCAUUGGGCAAAUGGACGAGCACAGAAUUGAUUUUUGGAGCAUUCUUGGGGCCACUCUGCAAAUGCGGCUUCAAGGCAGCGUGGCCAGGGCCAUACGUAGUCAGGGGGUGUCACCCCGGUCGACUGAUGCACAAAGGCCGAUACCGUGAAGGGCUGAGGGCUGAGGGCUCCGCCCAGCCAUGCGGCUGUUGCACGGGGUUACGGCAUUUCCACUCUUUUACCUAAAAGCUACCUCAGCUGGCUUAGUCAUUAUGUGUGCUUGGUGUGAUCCGGGGUACGGAUUGGAAUGUGCACGGCGUCCACGGACAAAGGAAGCUCCAAACCAUACGAGUUCACCCUGGUGCCUGGCGAUUAGCAUGUCCUUGGCGCUGUGUCGAAAGCGGGAAUGCUGCAUGCUAAACCAAGCGCAGGGCGGUUUGUCUCUUUCUCGUGCGUGUUGCUGCGCGUCAAGCGUGGGUGUUGCCACUUUGCCGCUGCAGGCGUGGACUGAAGCUUGGUCAUCAUGCACGUCCAUGCGGGGGGUGGGUGGGAGAGUUGAGGACAGAAUGGGUUCUCGAUGGGGGUCGCACCAACCCAAGUCCAAGCAUGUUGAUGGGGGCGCGGUGACGCUUACAAAGCGCUGGUGCGUGUGCCACCCGAUUGAUGGGCUGGAGCCUCAACAAUGAAUUAGGAAAGUACGGUAAUAUAACUGCCCUGCAGACUGCCGCGUUCCUAAACAAAGCGUCAAGGUGUUCGGUCUACGGCUGAUGAUGGCACAGUGGUAGGGCUAGUGCUGGACACAGCCUGUGUAACCUGCUGUACGG
Molecule: messenger RNA, 8269 nt
Organism: Chlamydomonas reinhardtii
Lineage: Eukaryota; Viridiplantae; Chlorophyta; Chlorophyceae; Chlamydomonadales; Chlamydomonadaceae
Exons: 10
Coding region: 175-6918 (2247 amino acids)
Source: RefSeq, a predicted model, not a curated record